Messenger RNA from Hevea brasiliensis (rubber tree), 2044 nucleotides. RefSeq lists its product as uncharacterized. Lineage: Eukaryota; Viridiplantae; Streptophyta; Magnoliopsida; Malpighiales; Euphorbiaceae. Gene Ontology annotation, cellular component: Golgi apparatus; membrane. Bases 655 to 1953 code for a protein of 432 amino acids. Gene Ontology annotation, biological process: transport. The transcript has 5 exons. The record is from RefSeq and is a predicted model, not a curated record.
CAAGUCCUUUAUCAGACCGAUUUUUCUUCAUUCUUUGUGGCUGCAAUGUGGAAAGAAUUUAAAGUACGUCUCUCUUCCUCCUCUGUUCCCUUAUCUUAAUAUGUAAAUUUUAAAUUGUUGCUUCAUUUUGAUAUUGAUUAUUUCAAGGAUGGUUCUAACUAUUGUGAUGCUGAUAAGGAUGUACGAACUUCUGGUAAAAGCUUGUAUUUUUAUUUUCUUAAAUUAGUUCGAAAUGAUGCAGAAAUGUGGUGUUCAGAAAACCACAUUAACAGUUCAGCUGUGAUGAAUGGAGCUUGUGUUCAGUUUUCUUUGGUUAAUUUUUUAUAAAAAUACAAAUAAAACUGAUUUAUUCCCAUAAUGAGGUUCUGAAAAUUCUAUUUUACUUUUCCAUUAAUUCAUAGUUGAAAUGAAUCAGUUUGUUUGUGUUGCCUAACACCCUCUUUGAGCAAUGCUGGUGUUUGUGGAAUGUAGUUAAUUGAAUCGAAAUGCCAUGCAUUUUUUUGCUACUUCUAUGUGAUCAGUUCUUGAGAGUGAGCUUGUGUUCUUAGAAAAACUAAAGUAAUUGAUAGUUUUCUCUUCCAUGCCAUUUCUAAUUUUAGAUUUGAAUCAAUCACUUUCCAAAGAACAAAAGAAUCUGCUGAAAAGAAGAAUGAAAUGCAGCAAAAGACAGGAUUAGUUGAAGCUCUAAUAGUAGAGGUCAGAGACAGAGAGAAAAUUGGGGGUGCUUAUUUGAAUUCUAGUGCAAUAUGCUGCACUGCAAAUCUUGCCAAGGAUGGAUCCUGCAAGGUAGGAGAGGUGAUAAUCCACCAAGACCCCAAUGACCCAGAUGGGCCAAAAAGAAUUCAGACCUUCUUUGAAGGAAAAAAUGAAGAGGCUAAAAUGGUUCUUCAAACAAUUGAGAUCAACAGCACUGGAAUGUAUUAUCUGUAUUUUAUGUUUUGUGAUCCGGAACUUACAGGGAUGAUAGUCAGUGGCAGGACAGUCUGGAGGAAUCCAGAUGGUUAUCUUCCUGGAAAGAUGGCACCAAUGAUGACAUUCUAUGGGCUUAUGUCUUUAGCUUACCUUGCCAUAGGACUUGCCUGGUUUGUCUGGUUUGUAAAGUACUGGAAUGAUAUUAUUCAAUUGCAUUAUCAUAUUUCAGUUGUGAUAGGUUUGGGAAUGUGUGAAAUGGCUUUUUGGUAUUUUGAAUAUGCUAAUUUUAAUACAAAUGGAAGCAGGCCAAUGGGAAUUACCAUAUGGGCUGUAACCUUUAGUGCUAUUAAGAAGACUGUUUCCCGUUUGCUUCUUUUGGUGGUUUCAAUGGGGUAUGGUGUUGUGCGGCCAACUCUUGGUGGUAUAACAUCAAAAGUAAUGCUCCUUGGUAUCACAUAUUUCAUUGCUUCAGGGGCACUUGGCCUGGUUGAGAACUUGGGGAAUAUCAAUGACUUUUCUGGAAAAGCAAGGCUAGUGCCUGUGUUGCCAAUGGCUAUGCUGGAUGCCUGCUUUAUUGUUUGGAUUUUUUCAUCGCUAUCCCAAACUCUAGAGAAGCUUCAGAUAAGAAGAAGUGCGGCUAAAUUUGCACUCUAUCAGAAAUUUACCAAUUCCCUUGCAGUAGCAGUGUUGAUCUCCAUUUCUUGGAUUGGAUAUGAGUUGUACUUCAAUGCAACUGAUCCAUUGAGUGAAAUGUGGCAAAAAGCAUGGAUCAUCUCAGCUUUCUGGACUUUGCUUGCAUUUGUGCUACUGCUGGUGAUAUGCCUUCUUUGGGCUCCUUCGCAUAACCCAACAAGAUACGCAUUCUCUGAGGAGACAGUGGAUGAUUCUGAUGAAGCGAGUAUUCCUCUGUCUGAGAGUGUUGUUAAGGCGGGUGGAGAUUUAGCUAGCAAGGUGGAAAGAAAGGAAAGGAAGGCAUCAACUGCAUCAGAGCAGUAUGCGCUUGGGCUUGGAGAAGAUCUUGAGGAAGACAAAAGAGAAUGAUAGUCCCUCUUUCUACUUGACCCCACUUCAUACUUAGCAUUAUUCCUGUGGAAAUAAUACAAAGAUUAAAUGCAACUAAAAAUUCAUGCCA